GAGCUCUCGCGAGAUUUCGAAACACAUGGCCGCUCACAAUGUUUACAACUUCUCCUAAUGAGCUUGCGAACGGAAAGUCCUGAAGAAGAAGGAGGAGGACUUCUAUCAACUGUGUGCGUUUUCUCGUUUUCUCCGGUUUUGGGUGAAAACCGCAGAGGAUAAAAAAAAAGAAGAAAAAAAAGCGUUUACAGCCAAACAGAGCAGAACUAAAGGCCGGGCAAGCCACUACAAGGCUGGUUGGUGCUGUGAUGUCCUCGUACCCCAACAGACUGAAACAUCCCUACUGCAGGAAGAAGCACUACCCUAGUAGCACUUACCUCACCCACGUUUGACAGCCCACCGCUGCGCACAGGACCAACUUGGAAAACCGCGUGGAGGCUUUGACGGGGGGGGGGUCGGGGGGAGACAUUGACAAACGCAGAGGGGAUGUCUGAUUCGGCUGGAGGCGGCGAAGGCGGCGGCGGAGGAGGAGGAGGUGUAGGCGUGGGGCAGGACUCGGAAGCGGAUAACGAGCCCCCUCAACAGGCGACACCUUUGCGACCUGCGGGUGACGGCCUGGGAGCGGGGGGGACGUCGGAGGGAGGCGUCCCGCCGUCUGCAAAGCGGUGCAGGAUGAGCGAGGAGGACCAGGACCAGGGGCUGGAUCCUGUCGAGCUGCGUGAAGACGCGUCAGCGCCGGCUGGCUUGUUGCAGGAGAACUCAGACCCGCCAGCACAAAAGGAGCUACCACAGUGCGAGGAUGAGAGCGAAGGAGUUGAAGACGCGGCGGUAGUUGUGGACGGAGGCGAGAAGUGUCACCAGAACGGAGAUGGAGGGAGUCACGUCUGCUCAGAGGGAGACGCGAAACCGGAGGAGGAGCACGACGGCAACGGGUCUGCGGACAGCCCCAGCGACGGACAACAGCUCGGCUUAGAUUUUACCCAGAGCCCCCAGAUGCUGACUGGUUCCUGGACUGAAUACUCCAACUUCCCAGAGAAUUACCUGAAAGGCUGUAAAUGGGCUCCUGAUGGUUCUUGCAUCCUGACCAACAGCGCAGACAAUGUGCUUCGUGUGUACAACCUCCCUCCAGAGAUUUACAGCUACAACUGGGACGUGCUUCCUGAGAUGAAUCCAGUGCUGAGGAUGGCCGAGGGAGACACCAUCUACGACUACUGCUGGUAUCCCAAGAUGAACUCAAUGGAACCGGACACGUGCUUUCUAGCCAGCAGCAGCCGCGACAACCCGGUCCACGUGUGGGACGCGUUUUACGGGGAGGUGCGAGCCAGCUUCCGACCCUACAACCACCUGGACGAGCUGACGGCAGCUCACUCCCUCUGCUUCUCGCCGGACGGUUCGCAGCUCUACUGCGGCUUCGAUAAAACCGUCAGGGUCUUCUACACCGAGCGUCCCGGGAGAGACUGCGAGGAGAGGCCCACAGUAGUGAAAAAGCAAGGCCAGAGUGGCAUCAUCUCCUGCUUUGGCUUCAGCCCUUGCCAGUCUGUUUACGCCUGUGGCUCUUACUCCCGCUGCGCCGGCCUCUACUCCUGCCAGGACGGCUCCCUGCUGGCCCUGCUGCCCACCCGCCACCACGGAGGCCUCACCCAUCUGCUCUUCUCCCCCGACGGCAACUACCUGUACACCGGCGGACGCAAGGAUCCAGAAAUCCUGUGCUGGGACCUCAGAGAGCCGGGGAAGGUUGUGUUUUCUCUGAAGAGGAACGUGGCAACGAACCAGCGCAUCUACUUUGAUCUGGACCAGUCGGGCAGGUUCCUGCUGAGUGGGGACACGGAGGGGGUGGUCUCAGUGUGGGACACCCAGACAGCUCCACCCGAUGGCAACGAGGAAUUACUACAACCUCAGCUCAGGUUUCAGGCCGACUGGGACUGUACCAACGGCAUCAGCGUUCAUCCCUUCAUGCCUCUGCUGGCGACCUCCAGUGGCCAGAGGCAGUUCCCGUGGCCCGGAGACAGCGAGGGCGACUCGGCCUCCGACACCGAGGGAGGCGGGGGCGUGAUGUCACGGCAGGAGAGGCGGCAGGACAACGCCCUGAGCAUUUGGUGGGCGGGGCCUCUCUGCCCCGCCGCUGAGGGCGGCCGAGACCAGGAAACAGCAGCAGCUGCAGCGACGGUGGAGGUGGAGGAGGAGGAGGAGGAGGAGGCCUGACACGUUGUUGUUGUUGCUGCUGCUUCAACCAGCUAACACAAAUCGAGUUACACCUGCCAUGUGAUAUUUAUUUUGGGAAUGGUUGGCGUGCGUACAGCUAAUUAUGGGUCAGUCAUAAGGAGUCCUGGCACAGAAAAGCAUUACUGGAUUUAUUUCUUAUUUUUUUUUUUUGUCCCCUUUAAACAGUCCACAUAUCAAGUCCUAACAUAUCACCUGCAGGUUUCUAAUCUUUACAGACAGUUCAGGUCAGUACGAAAUAGUUUAAUACUUUUAAUCCAGUCAGUUUAGUAACUAGGAAUUAGAACCAUGUACCGAUGUUGAAACGACUUCAAAAAGUAAGGAGGUUUUCUUUAAACCUUGCUCAGGUUGAAGUAAGACGGUCAAAAUCGAGCGUAACGAAUCUCCUAUGACUUUUUUUCUUUAUUGUUUUAAUUGGGAUGAUUUACUUCCUAAAGGGGAUAAUUUCGACCACAGCGAAAGCCUCGACUGUGCUGUAGAAGUGGCUUAGUGUCUCUCCACGUCUGAUGUGUAUCUUAUAGGAGUGUUUGUUGUUUACUUGUGUGCGUGUGCGUGUGUGUUGCUGUAACGCUGCCCUGGAGUUUCCUCACCAGUGCCAUUUGUCCCCAAGCUUUGCCUCCGUUGACCGAGCGGAUCUCCAGUUUUUACCUUCUUUUUUUAAAAAAAAAACGUGCAAACGCAUGCGAACGACAAAUGUCUAUUUUUGUAAAGCCUGUAAAGUGAUUGACUCGUCUUUUGAAUGUAAGCUCAACAAGCAGCUCGCCCCGAUUACUGUAACUUCAUAACGAUCUGUGAACGUGUCAAAUUACAUACGGCAGCACAAAAUGCAUUGAUUUAUUUUGCUUAUCGAUGGAGGGGGUGUUGCGGGGGGGCUUUGUCGUUUAUUUGCUGUUUUUUUUUUUGUUUUUUUCAGAAGCUCCGCACGCUCCAACCAAAGCUUCGGAUCUCUAGACACUGGUGAAUCAAUCCAUUUGAAAAAAGCCUCUGUUGUUUUACUCAUUGGUUGCCAAACAAAUUCUGCAGCUAUUGUUACAACGAUGCUACGUUUAAAAAUUGCCGUGGAGAAUUAGGAACCACGUCGGCCUUGGAAGAUGUCAAACCCCGUGUUCGGACGGAUGGCUCCGUCUGCAACAGGUGGCUUUCAUUCGGGAGCUGGAGUGAAUUAAAAGCAUAUCUCUUAACGCA
Mugil cephalus (flathead mullet) is the source of this 3345-nucleotide messenger RNA. RefSeq names its product WD repeat containing, antisense to TP53 (gene wrap53). Lineage: Eukaryota; Metazoa; Chordata; Actinopteri; Mugiliformes; Mugilidae. Gene Ontology annotation, cellular component: Cajal body. Gene Ontology annotation, biological process: Cajal body organization. The coding region runs from base 427 to 2142 and encodes 571 amino acids. The transcript is spliced from 11 exons. The record is from RefSeq and is a predicted model, not a curated record. Gene Ontology annotation, molecular function: protein binding; RNA binding.